AUGCAUCCCCUCGCGAGGGCGUUGCAGCUGCAGCACACCCGUUGCGAGGUCUAUCAUCUCUGGGACGCCAAGUUUCAUCUUGCGCUCUCCGGUGCACUGAGCGCGGCGGAACUGCGAGGGAUCCUCAACGACACCAUCGUCACUGCCUUCCAGCAGGUGAGCUCUUCGCUGCGCCAGCUGCAGGACGCACUCCGGGAAGAGGCGCGGGCGGAAGCGGAAGCGGACGAUGACGACGAAGACGACGCUGUGCCGCAGUUUUUAGACGCAUGGAUCGAUCGAGUCCAGCGCAUUGAGCAGAAGCACUACCACGCCUCCGUUUGCCUGUCGCAGCGCAUUGCGGAGCACUGUGCUGCCGUGCCGCUCACGCAGCCUGCCACACAGGAGACGGCCACGACGUGCGAGGCGCCAAAGGAUGCUGCGCAGGGCGGUGGCGUGAAGACGGACCCCACGGAGCCUCGUGGUACGUGCGCGAGCCUGCAUGACGCGGAGCUGUGCUUGCUGCGCCAGCUGGUGCCUGUGACGGCUCAAAGGGCGUUUACGUUUGUCUCGUGCCGUGAUGCCUCUUCCCUCUCCUCCGAUGACGACGAUGCUGCGCAAAACGAGGAGGUGACGGAGCACGAGGCGGAGGCGGAGGAGUCUGUUGCGCUGCCGUCUGGCGCCACGGCGGCGUACGCCCCGCGGAGGGUGCGGCGGCACUGCCUGACUUUCAACGAGGCCGUGCUGCCGCUCUGGAGGGAAAAGCAGCGUCUAAUGCGGCAGCUGCAGGAAUGGACGGAGGAGCUGCAGGCAGAGCUGGCCAGCGUGGCCACGUCCGCGUGA
This is a messenger RNA of Trypanosoma conorhini, 819 nucleotides long. RefSeq lists its product as uncharacterized. The record is from RefSeq and is a predicted model, not a curated record. Bases 1 to 819 code for a protein of 272 amino acids. Lineage: Eukaryota; Euglenozoa; Kinetoplastea; Trypanosomatida; Trypanosomatidae. The transcript has a single exon.